Misgurnus anguillicaudatus (oriental weatherfish) is the source of this 6164-nucleotide messenger RNA. The record is from RefSeq and is a predicted model, not a curated record. NCBI's taxonomy places the organism in Eukaryota, Metazoa, Chordata, Actinopteri, Cypriniformes, Cobitidae.
AAUACAGGACAAAAGGUGGUCUGCUGCAGCAGUGCAGGCAUGGUUUUGUUUGUAUACAGUGUAGCCUAUUUUGUCCAAAUGAUAGCUAAUCCCUUAAUUAAAAUUGUAUAAUAACUCUUAUGCCUUGGCAACAUACAAUGGGUUUAUUAACAGUUUGUUGGUACAGCAGGUACUUUUAACACAGUCCUUAAAUUGAACCAUUACCGUAUAACGCUGCUGAAAAAAACCAGCAUCAAACCAGCAUGGGAAUUAUGCUGGUCUAUGCUGGUUUAGCUGGUGGUCACAGCAUACCAGCACCAAAACACAACAUAUGCUGGUAUGACCAGCAUGGGAUGCUGGUGCUAAUGCUGGUUUAGCUGGUGCUAAUGCUGGUUUGGUGCUGGUUUAGCUGGUGCUAAUGCUGGUGCUGAUGCUGGUUUGAUGCUGGUUUAGCUGGUGUUCACUAGCAAACCAGCACCAAAACACAACAUAUGCUGGUCUUGCUGGUAUGCUGUUUUUUUCAGCAGGGAAGACAAAACAGUUGUGACUUCUGCACUAAGGGUAAUUAAACGUUAUCCCCUUCAUGUUCAUCUUACAUGUGACAAACUAAAACUAACAUAGAUUCAAUGAUUCUGUGAGCUGUAGUUUUGCAGAGUCAACUUCAAAUACUUUAAUUAAAACACACAGGAUGUGAAUUAGAAGUGUGAGAAUGUCCAAGCAAAGUUGGAAAUGUUUUGUUGGGGCCUUUAAGAUCGAUUUAUUACGCAGGUCUGGAUCAGUGAUCUCUUUGUAAUUGAGACUGAGCAUUUUAAUUAUGAAGAUCUUUGCACAAAUAAUAAAAGGAUAACAUGAUAUCAUAUUAUAUGACCCCCUUUAGCGUAUACUGAUUGUGUUUGAGAUUAUUCUCAAGUGUUCAGCACUGCUUGCUACUUGUUUGACUUCAUGCGGUGCCGCAUGAACAGACAGGCGGAUGACAUCAAAGUACCGCGAGAGCAUUUCGAUAGCAGUCCACUUUGUCUGAAUUCUCAAAUCACUCUUGUUGGAUUUUGUCGUCAUCUGCUUCUCAGUUGUUGUGGAGCCACAAGAAGUCGAGCAAGCCUGUUGUAUCAGUCACUGUUUAGAUCAACGUAGCAGUCAAAAACAAGACAUGGGAGGUCACAUACAGUACUAAAAUCAAUGAGACCCAAAAUACGGACAUGCCGACUAAUACGGGACAGUUGGAAACCUAGCUAGAGGGCCUUUCCUGCUUGAAGCCAUCUGUUUACAGCCAAACGGUUGACCACUGUGUGUGUAUAUGUGUCCUGUCACAAAACUCCCACACAACGUUAGUAUUGUGAUUGAAGUGUGUAGGUCAUGAUGCACUUUGAUAAUGAAGCUAAAAUAUGAAUAUGAAUUUGAUUUGUGUUUACUUUGAUUAUGACUUUAGCCAAAUAAGAGUAAUUAAAAACCACUGUUUACAUCUUAGUUUUGCAGUUGUUUUAUUUGAAUAUUGUUGUGCAUGUAAACAUUGAAACCCACUUGUUUUAGCCACUGAUGCUCCACAUCAGAGCAGCACAUCAAACUGCUAACUACACAACCAGAAGAAAUUAACAGGAGAUUUAGUGUCAUUUGAGGUUAUCAACAUAUAAACAUGCUUUUCACACUGGAAAAGUUAACACCAGGUUAUUCUAAACCCCGGGUUAACGGAAUCCUGGGUUAUCUGUUUCACGUGUCACACUGUUCGUGCUUAACCAGGGGUUAAGAGAUAACCCUGGGUAUUCAUAAUCUGAAGUUACACAUUGUGUAUUCCUAAACCCUAGGUCAGGUGUCUAAAACCCUGCUCAUACACCUGUCUGUAAUUAUCAAACAACCCUGAACACCUUCUGUUUCAGCUGUGUUCAAUUUGGGUCAAAAGUUAUUAUAUUAUAUUUUUUACUUGUUUAAAAAAGCUUUGUUGCAUGUUUAAUUUUUAUUAGGUAAUAAAAAAGACAGUCCAAUAAGAUAUUGUAGGUGGAGCAGUAAAUGUUCUCAAGAAACAGAGCUUUCAUUAAGCUGUUUUGUUGUAUGUAUUAAAUGUUUUUAAAAGUACAUUCCAUCAAUUAAUUUCCAUGUGGAUUUGUCAACAUUUAGAGGAAUCUCUCUGUAAAUAGCAGUUGUUUUGGACAGUAGCACGAGGUGCUGUGCUGAUCCCCUUGUCUGUAGCGUAACAGCAAAAACACUAAGCUGUGUUCAUACAGCGCUGCGCAGAUCGAACAAGAUAUGACAUCACAGUACCGCGAGAUCAAACUUUAUCAAUACGUGCUCGAAUCGCUCACGCGAUAUUUCAACGUGACAUCCUUUCGGCCUUCCUAUCAACGACACUUUUACUACGCAAGUCAGCAGCAGUGGAUUCGUUUCCCUGGAAAUGCAGACACGUGAUAAUGACAUCACCGCUGUUAGCCCCAAUUUCCCGCGAAGCAGACUACACGCGCUCAUUAUAGGAGGAAAGUCACUGCAGUCGCCAUGAUGCUGGGUAUACCAAGGCAGAAAAAACGAAAAAGACCUCAACAGGAUGCUGAGCAUCACAUUACUUGCAAAACAGACAAGCCUGAGCUUUAUGAGCAAGUUAUCAGCAAAUAUAAAGGACGUGGAGUUUUCACCACUGAAGCAUUUUUUAGAGGUGAUUUUGUCCUUGAAUACAGAGGUGAACUUCUGACUUCAGAGGAGAGCCUUGAUCGAUCUAAACUCUACAAUGACGUUGAGAACACAUUCUUGUUUGAUUUUCAGUGGCAUGGCAAAAAUUGGUGCAUGGAUGCAUCCAAGGAAGAUGGGUCUUUGGGAAGACUUGUAAAUGAUGAGCACAGAAAUCCUACAUGCAAAAUAAGAACUGUUGAAGUGAACAAAAAACCUCAUCUGUGUCUUUUUGCUGUACGAGAUAUUCAACCAGGGGAAGAAAUCACUUACAGUUAUGGAGAUUCAGAUUGGCCUUGGCGAGCUAAGGUAUCAUCAACAGAAUCCAGUGAUGAAAGCCCAGUCAGCAGUUUGGAUUUGCAGAAAUUGUUCCAUCAGGCUCCUCCUGUUUCCUCAUCUGCCUUGUAUAAGGUGUACAUCAAUGAACCACAUAAGCAAGUUGAGCCACAACAGUCAGGCAAAGCAAGUACAUCAGAGAAUAAAAUGAAACUCAAAGAUUGCCAUGAGCGCUUUAACAGAGCACAAAUUAAAACGAAAAAGACUGCCAUAGAGCCAUUACAAGAAUAUUUCAUGCCCUCAUCACCUGUGAAGACCACAUCAUGGUCCUCUUCUAAUGUGCAGCCCUCAUCACCUGUGAUGACCACAUCAUGGUCCUCUUCUCAUGUGCAGCCCUCAUCACCUGUGAUGACCACAUCAUCUUCCUCUGCCCUUGUGCAGCCCUCAUCACCUGUGAAGACCACAUCAUGGUCCUCUUCUCAUGUGCAGCCCUCAUCACCUGUGAUGACCACAUCAUCUUCCUCUGCCCUUGUGCAGCCCUCAUCACCUGUGAAGACCACAUCAUCUUCCUCUGCACUUGUGCAGCCCUCAUCAUCUGUGAUGACCACAUCAUCGUCGUCUUCUCCUGUGCAGCCCUCAUCACCUGUGAAGACCACAUCAUCGUCCUCUUCUCCUGUGCAUCCCUCUACACCCUUGCCCUGUGCUGCUUCCACCCCUGUGAUUUCCUCAUCACAGGUGUCUGAGACACUAUCUUUAAUGGAGUAUUCUGGGAGUGCCUACAGUGAUUCAGAUGUUACGGACUACAGUGAUGUUGACUACAUACCCCAGAUCAGCUCAGAUGAAUCAGAUGGAAGUGCUUCUGGACAAAGCAAGGCUGAAAGAAGUUCAGAUGGAUCAAACAAUAAGUUUGAAUGUAGUGAUCCUAGACCCAACAAACGUUUAAGACAUACUAAAUCAACCCUUUCAAAAAGGAAAGCUGAAGAGGCAGGUAGUUCAUCUGCCAAAUGUAUGACAGCAGUGUCAUCAAAAAGGAUGAAAUGCCAAACUGAAGAGACCAAAACCUCAUCUGACAAAAAGACUUUGGUUCAGUCAAUGCCAUCACCACAAAAAAAGAGCAGGUCAUAUAACAAAAAACAGUAUUGCCUUUAUUGCUCUAAGCCAUAUGCAAAAAUGGCAAGACACCUUGAGUUUGUACAUCGCAAUGAAGUAGAGGUUGCAAAGGCUGUAGCUUUCCCAAAACGAUCCAAAGAACGAAGAGUCCAGUUAAACCUUCUUAGAAAAAGGGGCAACUUUGCCCACAACACAGAUGUGGUGAGAAAAGGGGAAGGUGAGAUGAUUGCCUGCUACCGUCCAAAAAAGUGCAAAAACCCCAAAGAAUUUAUCCACUGUAUUCACUGUCAAGGCCUUUACAACAAGCUCAGCCUAUGGAAACACAUUAAAAACUGUCCACUUAAACCGAAGGAUGAUGAUGCUCAGGGCAGAAAAAGAGUAAGAUCUCUUUGUGCCCUAAAAACACCUGUUGGCUUAGAGGUGAGUAAAGGUUUCAAGAAAGUACUUUCCCUGAUGAACUAUGACGAAGUUUCAAGGGUGAUUCAUAGUGACAGAUGCAUCAUGCAACUGGGAGAGCACAUGUUUAACAGGAUGGGAUCUGAUGUGACCAAACAUGACUACAUCCGACAGAAAAUGAGAGAAGUUGGCAGACUUCUUCUUGAAGCAAGAAGGAUAACCCCACUGAAAACAAUGGAGGACUUCAUGAUACCAGCAAACUUCAAACAUGUCAUAUCAGCUGUGAAAGUUGUGUCUGGCUUUGACGAAGAGAAGAACUCUUACCGCAUUCCCUCUUUAGCCCUCAAACUUGGACAUUCUUUAAAAAAGAUCUGUAGCAUUGUUGAAAGUAAUGCGAUGAUGUAUGGAGACCAUGAGCGUGCUGAGUGUGCUCGAGACUUCAGAAAAGUACACCAAGCAAGGUGGAAUGAAUACAUUUCUGCUGGUGCUAUAACUACAUUGAAGGAAGCCAAGUGGAAUGCACCACAGAUCAUUCCUUUCACUCAGGAUGUCAAAGUCCUGCACGCACAUCUAGAAAAGAAACGGGAUAAAUUCCUUAAUAAACUUAAAAACUGCCCGUCUGCAGACAGCUAUGCUGCUUUGGCCAAAGUCACACUCUCCCAAGUUAUCCUGUUCAAUAGACGAAGAGAAGGUGAGGUGUCACGGAUGCUUUUGUCAGCUUUUCAAAGCCGGGAUUCUUCUGAGCUGCAUGAAGACAUAGCCAUCUGUCUUUCUGAGUUCGAGAGGAAGCUGUGUAAACACUUUACCAGAGUAGAGAUCCGUGGUAAGCGAGGGAGAAAGGUCCCUGUCCUCCUCAAACCUUCAUUGGUUUCUGCCAUGGAGCUGCUUGUUGAAACACGUGAGGCUUGUGGUGUCCCAAAUGAGAAUCCUUUUAUGUUUGCCAGAUCUGGUGCAAUGUCUGCCUACAGAGGAGGAGAGUGCAUAAGUAAAGCUGCUCGUGAAUGUGGCAUUAAGAAUCCUGAAGCUCUUUCCUCAACCAGGCUCAGGAAACACAUAGCUACCAUGUCAAAGAUUCUCAACCUUGAUGAAAAUGAAGCAGAUCAACUGGCUGAUUUUCUCGGUCACGAUAUAAGGAUCCACAGACAGUAUUACCGGUUACCAGAGGGGACAUUGCAGCUGGCAAAAAUGAGUAAGGUCUUAAUGGCAAUGGAGAAAGGAACGCUGUCCAGCUUUAAAGGAAAGAGACUUGAUGAAAUUGAAAUCGACCCAAAUGAGCAACUCGAGGCCGAAGGUGAUACAAUGUCAAGUGAUGAAGAGGAUUGUAGUGACCUACCUCAGACAACAUCACCAGUACCAGCAGAGACUGAUCAACCAUCUGCUUCACAGAAAGAUCAAGGUUCAUCAAUACCUCCGAAAAGAAAAUGGGAAGAAGUUGAGGUAAAAGCUGUUGAAAAACACAUGAUGAAGUUCAUAAAGACAUGCAAAGUUCCUGGUAAGCAAGACUGCGAGAGAUGCAUUCAAGCAGAGCCAGAAGCCUUGAAGGAACGUACGUGGACUGGUGUGAAAAAUUAUGUGCGAAACAGGAUCACCACUUUAAAAAAACAGGGUGGAUUAUAGGGGAGCAAAUAAAAACACUUUUUUUCUUUUUACUGUAAAAAACAGAGCAUGGUGAGGAAAAGUUGCCAUGUUACAAAAACAUAAAAUAAUGAAUGUCUUUUCUAGAAUAACUUUUUAAUAUGUUUAGGGCUGCAAAA